Molecule: messenger RNA, 1512 nt
Organism: Acyrthosiphon pisum (pea aphid)
Lineage: Eukaryota; Metazoa; Arthropoda; Insecta; Hemiptera; Aphididae
Gene: ap
Product: apterous
Exons: 5
Coding region: 305-1375 (356 amino acids)
Biological process (GO): regulation of transcription by RNA polymerase II; neuron differentiation
Cellular component (GO): nucleus
Molecular function (GO): DNA-binding transcription factor activity, RNA polymerase II-specific; RNA polymerase II transcription regulatory region sequence-specific DNA binding
Source: RefSeq, a predicted model, not a curated record
GUUAUAAAAUAUAUAAUGUUAUUACCGUUAUCGUAAUAUUAUCGUAUUCGCGGGGCCCGUCCGAGUGUGCGUUGGCCGACCACGAAAUAACAUUAGACGUUGUAUACGCUUCGAAGUCGACGUCCGUCGUCGUGGUCGUGGUCGUAGCAGCCUCCGUCGCAGUCGUCGGUACAGUGCGAAUCACGCGCGCGCGCAAAGUCCGUCGUCGUAGGUGGAUGAGCCCGCACGGACGGCGCGUACUCCCGCCGCCGCCGCAUUGACAGACACACACACAGGAUACCGUGGUCAUGUUCUGUAGGUGGAUAUGCUGAAGGAUAUUCACAGUCCGGGAUUGGCAGCCGAUCCGGAGGACGGCAGCAAUGGAGCUUGUUGCGCCGGUUGCGGUAGAUCGAUAGACGACCGUUUCUACCUGUCCGCGGUGGACAUGUGUUGGCACAUAGGGUGUUUGCAAUGUGCCGAAUGUAAACUACCACUGGACACAGAACUAACGUGUUAUUCGAGGCACGGCAACAUAUAUUGCAAACAAGACUAUUACAGGCUGUUCUCGAUAAAACGCUGCGCCCGGUGUCAGGGCGGUAUCGGCGCUUGCGACCUGGUGAUGAGAGCCAAGGACCUCGUGUACCACGUGGAGUGUUUCGCGUGUUACGCUUGCGGCGCGGUCCUGUGCAAGGGCGACUAUUACGGAGUGCGGGACGGCGCCGUUUUCUGCCGACCGGACUACGAGCGGCUCAAGCACAGGGACAUGGCGUGCGAUCUGGAACCGAUGUGCAGCCCUCCACGGGCGGCCGGCCACCACUGGCCGUCGGCGCACAAGGGCCGGCCGCGGAAGAAGAGGAACGUCCAGAUGCUGUCGUCGCCCAUGACGACGGCCGAUUGCAACGGGCUCACCGAGCUCAACGUGCUCAGGAUACCGCAAUCGACAUUGGAAGUCAUGCAGGCCACAGACCUAUCUUCUUCGAUGGAAUCGCUGACUUACGAAACGUCCAGCUUGUCCUCGCCCACAAAUUCUUCGACGAUGGGCACGACCGGUGGCAUGUCGCAGCAGCAACAUCAGCAAACGCGGACGAAGCGCAUGCGAACGUCGUUCAAACACCACCAGCUGCGUACAAUGAAGUCGUACUUCAACAUCAACCAAAACCCAGACGCCAAGGACUUGAAACAGCUGGCUCAAAAGACUGGACUGUCCAAACGAGUGUUACAGGUUUGGUUUCAAAACGCUCGAGCAAAGUGGAGAAGAAACAUCAUGAGGCAAGAGAACAACCAAAUGGUGACCAGUUCCAUGUCGAACCAGAACCAGACUACGCCGUCCGACCCCGAUCUGAUCAGGGGACACACCCAGACCUCACAGGGUUUAAACUUUGUCGAUCUCUUUUGAUUUCUCACGUAAGUCGUAGCUAUGUUAAUUAUAGUAUCACCAACCUCAUCGUUACAAUACAUAGCUACUCUUCUAUAUCAUCGUCGGUGAGUUCAAGCAAUAUAUUAGGCGUAUUCGAAGUUAAACACAAUAUUGUG